UAUCUCUUCUCCAUGCGAAUGGCAUUCCCAUCAAACCCAUCAUCUUCUUCUUCUUCUUCUUCUUCUGACGCCUCCUCAUUAUACCCAGAUCCAUUUCAUGCAAAUGUUUCUAACUUUGUUUCUGUGAAGCUUUCCAGUGAACGAAACUACCGUCUAUGGGAGAAGCAGAUAGGGUGCCUCCUGAAGAGUUACAAUCUGCUUGGCAUUGUAUGUGAACCAAUUACCCCAGACCUCAUUACCCGAUUUGACGGACUUGUCAAGGGUUGGAUUUUUGGUUCGAUUAGUGAAGAGCUACUUGACAAUGUUGUCGAACUUGAAUCAGCUAAAGCAGUUUGGGACAAACUAGGAUCUAUCUACUGUCCGGCUAUAAUGAUUCCUCAAACAGGCCAAAUCAAGAUCACACGCAACAAGGAGUCGUUAAUGCUUAAGGCUAUAUUGAAAGGGAAAUGGCAGGAAGUAAAAUCCAAACUAAAAGAAGAUAAAGCCGCAGCCACAGAGGCAAUAAACAGUGAUGGGAACACAGUGCUUCAUAUAGCUGUUGGAAUAGGUCGUAACAUUCUGGUCAAUGAAAUAUUAUCUUUAAUAGAACCCGGACAAUUACCUAAUAUUGUAAAUGUAUAUGGAAGCACUGCCCUUCACAUUGCAGCAAUCGUUGGCAACACAGAAGCAGCAACGCUCUUGAUUAAAAAAGACAGAAGUUUGUUGGAAAUUGAAAACACUAAAUGUGAAACACCUUUGCAUAAAGCUUUUCAAAAUAUGCAUCUUGACACCAUUGAUUGUUUGUUGAAAGCUAUCUUCGAUGAUAUAAAAGGAAAGAAAAUGACUUUUCCUUUAGCGAAUUCUGUUGUAAACCAAGGCGUUAACCUUCUUGUUAAUGCUGUUUCUGCAAAAAAAUAUGAUUUAGCAACAGAGUUAGUCAAAAGUUCACCAGAUUGUGCUGUGCAAUCUGAUGAUGUACUUCUAGCAAUAGCUAAAACUUUCCCAAUUGGGCUGGAUUACUGGGAAACACUUAUUUAUCCAAGUAUGGGUGAUAUCUGUGAAAGGAUAGUCAAGAGAGCCAAGGACUCGUUUAAAAUAUUAGUAGACUACUACGAAGGCAUGAUGUCUUUAAUGGAAGAUAUACCUGACGACCUGAUCAUUGGUACCAUACGACUGCUACAAUACUUCACAUUGAAAGGUCCAUUAGCGGUGCUUGCUUGGAUUUAUUUCAUGAUUCGCCUACUCAUAUUGAUGCUUUAUUUUCCAUUCAUUAUGUUUUAUUUCCUCUUCUGGAAGGUUGCAACAAGAGUAGUUCCACGCAUUAAUAAUAUCGAGAAGAAAAUGAAGGAACAGAAAGAAGCAAAAGAAGUUCUAAACUUGGUAUGUGAUGAAAUAGAGAAGUUGGAAUUUGAUGUUUAUCCUCGGAACUUUUACAUCAGACCAAUUCUUGAGGCUGCAUGUCAAGAUAUUUAUGAGGUUGUUGAUGAAAUUUUAAUGAGAUCCCCUGAAGCAAUUCGAUAUAAAGAUGAGAAUGGGUAUGACGUUAUACAGUUAGCAGUUAUCCACCGUUCAGAAAAAGUCUACAACCUUAUCCAUACCAUUGGGGAGCGUAAGAGUGUUUACAGAAUGAUCGAAGAUUCUUCUAAGAACAAUAUGUUGCACUUGGUUGGAAGAUUACCUCCUUUGCAGAAACUCAGACAAAGAAAAGGCCCAGCAUUACAACUACAGAGAGAGCUUCACUGGCGCCAGGAAGUGGAGAAGCUCGUGUUACCCACUUGCACUACAAAAGAGAACACUUUCAAAGAGACACCAGAUAAGGUGUUCAGAAGGGAGCACGAAAAUAUGGUGAAGGAAGCAGAAAAGUGGAUGAAAGCGGUAGCAGAAUCAUGCAGCAUCACUGCAGCACUAAUUACCACAAUUGUGUUUGCGGCAGCCAUUACAGUACCAGGUGGAAGCAAUCAAGAAACAGGCAUCCCUGUGUUUACAAAAGAAAUUGCUUUCACGAUAUUUGCAAUAACAGAUGCAAUCUCACUAUUUGCAUCCAGCACAGCAUUACUGAUGUUCUUGUCGAUCCUCACAGGAAGUUUUGAUGAGAGAGAUUUUCUAGUCAUUUUGCCAAGACGACUGAUGAUUGGUCUUUGUGCGUUGAUGCUAUCUACAACUGCCAUGAUGGUGGCCUUUGGGGCAACGUUGUUCCUUGUCUUUUGUCAUAAAAGACCAUGGAUGCUUGCUCCAAUUUGUGUAUUAUCUUCGGUCCCGAUUGCAACUUUUGGUAAACUUCAAAUCCCCCUCAUAUUAGAUCUCUGUCGGUCGACUUAUGUAAACAUCUUUGGCAUUCCAAACUAAUUGUUCAGGAUGAGAAUUUAUUAAGUGUCAGAGUGUGUUUGGUUGGAUGGAAUGAAAUGAAUUAACUAAUGAAA
Lactuca sativa (garden lettuce) is the source of this 2399-nucleotide messenger RNA. RefSeq lists its product as uncharacterized. Gene Ontology annotation, cellular component: membrane. The record is from RefSeq and is a predicted model, not a curated record. Lineage: Eukaryota; Viridiplantae; Streptophyta; Magnoliopsida; Asterales; Asteraceae. Gene Ontology annotation, molecular function: protein binding.